Messenger RNA from Nerophis lumbriciformis (worm pipefish), 1506 nucleotides. The record is from RefSeq and is a predicted model, not a curated record. Lineage: Eukaryota; Metazoa; Chordata; Actinopteri; Syngnathiformes; Syngnathidae.
ACAGAUGGAGGCCUCCAGAAUGACGACUGGGCCCUCAACAUGGAGAUCUGUGACAUCAUAAAUGAGACCGAUGAAGGACCCAAAGAUGCCAUGAGAGCGCUGAAGAAACGACUCAGCGGCAACAGGAAUUACAGAGAAGUCAUGCUGGCGCUAACGGUCGUGGAGACAUGUGUGAAGAACUGCGGCCACAGGUUUCAUGUGCAGGUCGCCAACAGAGACUUCAUUGAUGGUGUUUUGGUCAAAAUUAUCUCCCCUAAAGCGAAUCCUCCAACAAUUGUGCAAGAUAAAGUGCUGUCGCUCAUACAGGCUUGGGCUGAUGCCUUCCGAAGUAGUCCUGAUCUUACUGGUGUGGUCCACGUCUAUGAGGAACUGAAGAGGAAGGGCAUGGAGUUCCCCAUGGCAGAUUUAGAUGCACUAUCCCCCAUCCACACACCCCAGCGGGGCACGCCUGAAAUUGACCCCGCCAUGAUCAAGUACCUGGCCCCUGCAAACACUGCUGCAUCUCCCAGACCUGCCACAAACUCACCUGCCAGGCAGGUCUCUCCACAUGGACCCAUCACAGCAACUCCAGAACAGGUGGCUCGAUUGCGUAGCGAAUUGGACAUAGUGAGGGGCAACAUUAAAGUCUUGUCAGAGAUGCUCACCGAGUUGGUUCCAGGCCAGGAGGAUGGAUCUGACCUAGAACUACUCCAGGAGCUGCACAGGACAUGCAGAGCAAUGCAACAGCGAGUGGUUGAGCUGAUCUCGCGUGUGUCCAACGAGGAAGUGACCGAGGAAUUGCUCCACGUCAACGAUGACCUCAACAACAUAUUCCUCCGUUACGAGAGGUAUGAGAGGUACAGGUCUAGCGCUCAGAAAAAAGGGAUUGUAGGUGACAGCACAGAUGACAACCUGAUAGAUUUGGGUCCCGGUUCCCCUGCAGUGGUUACACCCGGUCCACCAACUCAAAGCACCGCGGGAGCUGCGGCCUCCCCAGCCCGGAAGGCCGCAGCGGCCUCGCUGUCCUCUGCAAUGGCCAGUCUUGAUGUCAAGCCUACGACCCUACCCAGUCAAAAACAGGACGACUUCGACAUGUUUGCCCAGACUCGUAGCAGCUCUCUGGCUGAGCAGCGCAAAAAUGUCAAGUACGAAGACCCUCAGGCUAUAGGAGGUCUGGCUUCAGCAUUGGAUGUCAGACAGCACAACACGGGAAUGCUGAGGUUAGAAGGGGAUGAUAACCCAGCAGAUCAGGAGCUGCCCAUAGACAGCUGGCUUAUCACGCAAGGAAUGAUCCCAGUAUCGCAGUCCUCUGUCAUGGAUGACAUAGAGGAGUGGCUCUGUGCUGAUGUGAAAGGUGAUCCUCCAGAUGAAGGCGUCACCAGUGAAGAGUUUGAUAAAUUCCUGGAGGAGCGAGCAAAGACUUCAGACACAUCUCCCCCUGAGGACAACCCAGCUCAUCCUGCCCGCGCUCCCGUCGGUUCUCACAAGAAACAAGAACGGACGGAAGACGCCCUCUUUGCCUUGUAG